Molecule: messenger RNA, 1590 nt
Organism: Sciurus carolinensis (gray squirrel)
Lineage: Eukaryota; Metazoa; Chordata; Mammalia; Rodentia; Sciuridae
Product: protein PAT1 homolog 2-like
Exons: 1
Coding region: 1-1590 (529 amino acids)
Biological process (GO): deadenylation-dependent decapping of nuclear-transcribed mRNA; P-body assembly
Cellular component (GO): P-body
Molecular function (GO): RNA binding
Source: RefSeq, a predicted model, not a curated record
AUGGCUAACCUAAGCAGAAAGGACAGCGACAGUCAGAUGGUUUACCUUCUAGAGGCUGACAAUGCUCUCUCAGUGGAGGACACAGUCAUAGAGGAAGCCUCCCAGCCUGCCAAGAUGAAAUGCCUUGAAGACUCACACUUAUCCCAAGGGCCUGGCAAGUUCUGUGACCCCUUGGCUCCUGAAGAAGAGGAGGGAAAUGAGGAGGAGGGGGGUCCAGAUCUGGCCCCAGACCCAGAGGAGGAAGAAAAUAACCUUCGGGAUCCAGCUGUACUCAGUGCCGUCCACAAUACCCAGCCUACAUUUCCCAGCACAAGUUCUGCAGCCCGGCCCUUUGGACCUCAACAGCCCUCACCAGAUCCACCUCUCUUCUGCAGUCCACUGACUUCAUGCCCGCCUAGGCUCAGUCUCCACAGUCAUCUGACCCAACUCCACCCUCAGCAUCAACGAAUCUUGCAGCAGCAGCAGCAGCAGCAGAGUCAAACACCAAGUCCCCCAGUCAAGAAGCCUUGGUCUCAGCAGCCAGACCCCUAUGCUAACCUCAUGAGCAGAAAAGAGAAGGACUGGGUGAUAAAAGUACAGAUGGUUCAACUGCAGAGUGACAACCCCCGCCUGGAUGAUUAUUACUACCAGGAAUAUUAUCAGAAACUAGAAAAGAAGCAGGCAGAUGAAGAGCUACUUGGACAAAGGAAAAAGGUCGAGUCUCUUAAGUUGAUGACGCCUUACAUUCAGAAAGCAGAGGCUUAUGAGUCAGUGGUUCGAAUUGAGGGUUCUCUGGGUCAGGUAGCUGUAUCAACAUGUUUUACCCCUCGUCGAGCUAUUGAUGCUGUAUCUCAUGGAACUCAAGAACAGGAUACAGGAGAUACAAGCAGUCAGAGGCUUCGGGUAUUAUCCCGGAUUGAGAAGAUGUUCCUUCAGUUACUAGAAAUAGAGGAAGGCCAUAAGGAUGGGCUUCCACCAUCCUGCUACUCUGGGCAACAGAGGAACCAGGUUGAGAAACUCUUCCAAGCCUUGAAGACCCAGGAGCAGAACAAUCUAGAGGAGGUAGCUGAUAGCUUCCUGCAGGUGCUCUCCGUGAGGAAGGGGAAAACCUUGGUAGCCCGGCUGCUCCCCUUCCUGCCCCAUAAUCAGGCCUUUAGCCUUCUUCUGACCAUCACCCACAAUCUGCCCCUCCUUGUCCGGAGGGAUGUGACUGACCAGGCCCUACAAAUGUUAUUCAAGCCUCUGGGCAAAUGUAUCAGUCACUUGACCUUCCCUGAGCUCCUCCAAGGACUUCAGGGGCUAACAUUGCUACCACCUGGCUCCUCGGAACGGCCCAUCACUGCAGUACUUCAGAACCAGUUUGGAAUAUCUUUGCUCUAUGCCCUGCUGAGUCAUGGGGAACAGUUGGUAUCUCUGGACCCUUCCCUAGAGGAACGCAACAGUGAUCAUACAGCUUGGACAGAUAUGGUGGUUCUGAUUGCCUGGGAGAUAGCCCAAAUGCCUACAGCCUCUCUGGCAGAACCCCUGGCCUUCCCCAGCAAUCUACUUCCUCUGUUCUGUCACCAUGUGGAUAAAACACUAGUUCACCAGCUAGAGGCCAGGAUGGAGUAA